Molecule: messenger RNA, 3311 nt
Organism: Arabidopsis arenosa
Lineage: Eukaryota; Viridiplantae; Streptophyta; Magnoliopsida; Brassicales; Brassicaceae
Source: the annotation of a GenBank genome assembly
AGUUUUAGAGCUUAUGCUGAUGGGAUUCAUAUCACUACUUCUAACAAUUGGACAAGGAUAUAUCUCAAAUAUUUGCAUACCUAAGAACAUCGCAGCAUCGAUGCACCCUUGUAGUACAUCCGAAGAGGCGAGAAAGUACGGUAAGAAAGAUGUCCCAAAGGAAGAUGGAGAAGAUGGAGAAAACUCGCGUCGAAAGCUUCUACAGUUAGUUGAUUCUCUUAUUCCUCGAAGGAGUUUGGCUACCAAAGGUUAUGACAAGUGUGCAGAGAAGGGAAAAGUCGCUUUUGUAUCGGCUUAUGGCAUGCAUCAGCUGCAUAUAUUCAUAUUUGUUCUUGCGGUUUGUCAUGUGAUCUACUGCAUUGUUACUUAUGCUUUGGGCAAGACCAAGAUGAGAAGGUGGAAGAGGUGGGAAGAGGAGACGAAGACAAUCGAAUAUCAGUAUUCACACGAUCCCGAGAGGUUUAGGUUUGCGAGGGAUACAUCUUUCGGGCGUAGACAUCUAAAUUUCUGGAGCAAAUCGACUAUCACGCUGUGGAUUGUAUGUUUCUUCAGACAGUUCUUUAGAUCUGUUACCAAAGUUGAUUACUUAACACUGAGACAUGGUUUCAUCAUGGCCCAUUUGGCUCCUGGGAGCGACGCAAGAUUCGAUUUCCGCAAGUAUAUUCAGAGAUCAUUAGAGGAAGACUUCAAAACCAUUGUCGAGAUCAAUCCUGUGAUCUGGUUCAUCGCCGUGUUAUUCCUACUGACAAACACAAACGGAUUGAAUUCUUACCUCUGGUUACCGUUCAUUCCCUUCGUCGUGAUUCUUAUUGUUGGGACAAAACUUCAAGUGAUAAUAACAAAACUGGGACUUAGAAUCCAAGAGAAAGGCGACGUAGUGAAAGGCACACCGCUAGUUCAGCCCGGUGAUCAUUUCUUCUGGUUUGGUCGUCCACGUUUCAUUCUCUUCCUCAUUCACUUAGUCCUCUUCACGAACGCGUUUCAACUCGCUUUCUUUGCCUGGAGUACGUAUGAAUUCGGUCUAAAGAACUGUUUCCAUGAAAGCAGAGUAGAUGUGAUCAUCAGAAUCUCAAUCGGACUUAUCGUCCAGAUUCUUUGCAGCUACGUUACUCUUCCUCUAUAUGCUCUUGUUACUCAAAUGGGUUCAAAGAUGAAACCAACAGUGUUCAACGAGAGAGUAGCAACAGCGUUAAAGAGUUGGCAUCACACAGCAAAGAAACAGAUCAAACAUGGAAGAACUUCAGAAUCAACAACACCUUUCUCUAGCCGACCAACAACACCAACACAUGGUUCUUCUCCGAUUCAUCUUCUCCGCAAUGCCCCUCAUAAACGAAGCAGAAGCGUCGACGAAAGCUUUGCGAAUUCGAUAUCACCAAGAAACUCUGAUUUCGAUUCAUGGGAUCCUGAAUCUCAACACGAAGCAGCUGAGACUUCGAAUUCAAAUCAUCGUUCUAGGUUUGGAGAAGAAGAAUCGGAGAAAAAGCUUGUUUCUUUAUCAUCAGUGGAACUUCCUCCAGGACCUGGACAAAUACGAACACAGCAUGAGAUUACUAUAACAACAGAAAGUCCUUUGUCAAUAGGACAAACUCUCAGCUCCUCUAAUAAUGUUUAUGAAUUGGGGUUCUUCAGUCCUAAUAACUCCCAGAGUUUGUAUGUUGGAAUCUGGUUCAAGGGUAUCAUUCCUCGGGUGGUUGUGUGGGUGGCCAAUAGAGAAAAUCCUGUUACAGACUCUACGGCAAAUCUAGCUAUCGGCAGCAAUGGAAGUCUUCUCUUAUUUAAUGGCAAACAUGGCGUUAUCUGGUCUAUUGGGGAAACUUUUGCAUCUAACGGGUCUCGUGCAGAGCUUUCAGACAGCGGAGAUCUUUUCGUCAUAGACAAUGCUUCAAGGAGAACUCUAUGGCAAAGCUUUGAGCAUCUUGGUGAUACUAUGCUACCUUACUCCUCAUUGAUGUAUAACCUAGCCACUGGUGAGAAGCGGGUGUUGACUUCGUGGAAAAGUUACACUGACCCAUCACCUGGUGAAUUUGUGGGUCAAAUUACACCGCAAGUGCCAUCACAGGGGUUUAUUAUGAGAGGCUCGAAGCCUUAUUGGAGAAGCGGUCCAUGGGCUAAAACAAGGUUCACUGGCCUACCACUAACGGAUGAAUCAUACAGAAAUCCAUUUAGCCUUCAGCAGGAUGCAAACGGGUCAGGAUACUUUUCUCAUUUACAAAGAAACUACAAUCGUCCAUUUGUAGUAUUAACAUCAGAGGGAUCACUGAAGCUUACUCAGCAUAAUGGCACGGACUGGGUAUUGAACUCUGAGGUUCCAGCUAACUCCUGCGAUUUUUACGGUAUAUGUGGACCUUUUGGGUUGUGUGUAAUGUCCAUUCCUCCAAAGUGUAAAUGCAAUAAAGGGAGUGCAGAAGAAUGCUACCAAAGUUGCCUCCACAAUUGUUCGUGCUUGGCUGUAUCUUAUAUUCAUGGAAUAGGCUGCUUAAUGUGGAGCCAGGAACUAAUGGAUGUAGUGCAAUUCUCUGCGGGAGGAGAGCUUCUUUUCAUUCGUCUUGCACGUUCUGAAAUGGGUGGAAACUCGCGCAAGAAGACCAUUACUGCUAGUAUUGUCAGCCUUUCUCUUUUUGUGAUACUGGGUUCUUUUGCGUUUGGUUUCUGGAGAGUGAAACAUAAUGUUUCAGCUAAUAUAUCAAAGGUUGUUUCACAAGGUGCAUUGAGGAAUGAUCUGAAACCAGAAGAUAUCCCAGAUUCAAGAAAAAGGCUUGAGAUUGACUGGCCAAAGAGACUCAAUAUCAUUCAAGGGUCUUUUCACGAACUUGCCAAAAACCAACAGGUAAGUGGUGAACUAGGAGGAGGUAGCAUUGUGCAGAAGGCAACUUUGUCUAGCAGUUAUUUGUUUAGUUCUACAGAUAAAUCAUCUCGACCUUCUGAAUCUUCAGAUUUCAGUGUAAAUAUCAGAAGCUCUUCACCAUUUAACUCAGCUAAAAGUGAAGCAACUGUGAAGAGAUCUCGUCCGUCUUUCCUUGAUUCCCACGAUAUUUCAAGAGCUCCAGAGACUCAAUAUCAACACGCUGAGAUAAAAGCGGAUUUGGUUACAUCCAGUGGUUCCCAACUAACUUGGCAGUGAUGGUUUUAGGCCAUCUUCACUCCAGUAUAUAUCAGGGAAAGGAGAUAGUAAUGGAACGUCUUUGACAAGCGGAGCAUCUGAUUCUCCUAAUCCUUUUGAAAAAUUCCGUUGUUCUUUGUAUCCUGCAGCCAAUGGAGUAAUGCCAGGUUUUACUGACUUCUCCAUGCCAAAACAAAAUGAUGAUUCUACC